Calliphora vicina (urban bluebottle blowfly) is the source of this 1658-nucleotide messenger RNA. Its product is annotated as nucleolar complex protein 4 homolog A. Gene Ontology annotation, biological process: ribosome biogenesis. The coding region runs from base 65 to 1612 and encodes 515 amino acids. Gene Ontology annotation, cellular component: nucleolus; small-subunit processome; Noc4p-Nop14p complex. The record is from RefSeq and is a predicted model, not a curated record. NCBI's taxonomy places the organism in Eukaryota, Metazoa, Arthropoda, Insecta, Diptera, Calliphoridae. The transcript is spliced from 5 exons.
CAAUAACUUUAUUUAUAAACGUGUUUUUGUUUAAUAAAAUUUAUAAUAUUAUUUUUUACUAAUAAUGGCUAGUGUUGACAAAAAUAUUAAUCCCUUGAAAAACAAAAUAUCCAAAGAGCUCCGUUCUAAAGCUAACGAUUUCUUAAACAAUAAAGCAAAGGCCAACAAUUUGCUGGAUAUCAUACAAUAUUUGGAGAAAGGCUUGAAGGAAAAACAAUCGCUAACACCGGCUCUGUUAACUUUAGAGGUGGUAUUCAUAGAACUCUUAAGAAGGAGAGAUUUAUUACAUGAGAAAGAUGUCAAUGUGGAAGAAAAUCCCUCGGAAGCCGAAACUAAAUAUCGCAAUUGGUUAACCGAACGUUAUGAGGAAACCUGGUGUCUCAUGCUAAGCGCCAUUGAUUGUGAAAAGCCUCAGGAAUCUGCUCAAGCUUUAGUAUCAUGUAUGAAACUAAUGGCAGCAGAGGGUAAACAUCCUCUAAACACCUUGGAGUCCCUUAAAUUUCCUCGUCUACGGUUACGUCGCAUUUUGGAAAAACUUAUUAGUGCACAACGCCCUCAAACAGCUGCCAUACAAAGUUUUAAAGAAUACGCCGAAUAUUUGGAUGUGGUACAAAAUUGUUGGCACACUUUGCCAAACCUUGUGAAAAAACCCGCAUUUAAGAAAGAAACAUUAGCCUUAAAUUAUCUCGAACUCAUACACUCUCUACCGGUCACAGAAAAUCUACAAGAACAAAAUAAACUCUUGUGUCCAUUGGCAGAAAGUGCACCCGGCUCAGAGCUGUUCGAUUAUACUAGCACUCGUAAAUGUAUAAAUAAAGUGUGGAACAAUCUAAUGGUGUGGCUAGACACUGAAGUGCCAGAAAAUGUGCACAAACAAAUGUUAAUUGUGCUAUUGGAACGUAUACUAACACAUUUGGAGAAGCCCGUUAUGCUAACAGACUUUUUAAUGGAUUCAUUAGAUUGUGGUGGCGCCGUAUCCCUUUUGGCGCUUCAGGGUGUUUUCACACUUAUACAGAAACACAACAUUACUUAUCCAAAUAUUUAUGAGAAACUUUACAGCAUGUUUGAACCCGAAAUAUUUCAUACCAAAUUCAAGGCACGACUUUUCUAUUUGGCUGACAUUUUCCUGAGUUCAACACAUUUACCCGAAAAUUUAGUGGCUGCCUUUGUCAAACGUUUGGCGCGUUUAAGUUUAAUCGCUCCACCACAAGAUGCCAUUAUAAUAUUGUAUUUCAUAGGCAAUUUAAUACUAAGACAUAGCGGUCUUAAGUCAUUAAUAUGUGCCCAGCAGCCUCAAGAAGUGGCCGAGGAUCCCUUUAUAAUGGAAGAACGUGAACCCACAAAAUCGAAUGCUAUCAAAAGUUCUCUUUGGGAAGUUGUGGCCUUACAAAAGCAUGCCAUACCCUCAGUGGCCACAGCUGCCAGAUUUAUAGCACAGCCAUUGCCCAAUAAAGAAUGGGAUUUAUCAACAGUUUUGGAAGUUAAAGAAGAUGAUAUAUUUGAUCAGGAAAUUACCAAGAAAUCUAAACAGUAUGCUCUGGCUUUUGAACGUCCACAAACGGUAUUUUUGCCUAAAAAUGAUAAAUUCCAACAACACUGGUGUCUAGUGUAAUUAAGAAUUUGCUUUUGAAUAAAUUUAAUUAAAAAGAAAAACAAAA